CAGAGGUAGGAUCUGCUGAAUGUUUAAUUUUUUUCCAAGAACAACAAAUCAUUUUCAUUCUUGUAUUUCUUACAUCAAACUUCUCUGGUUUCUUCCAGUCUUUUCUUCUGGUUAACAGCCCCAUAAAAAAGCUAAUGAAGUAAAAUAUAUUCAUAGAGAUGCUCUAACAUAUUUUAUGCCAGUACAGUUUCUCACUUUAAGGAGCGUUUUUUUGGGAAAAAAGAAAAUCAUUUGAGGGAAGAGUACAAAUGAUAUUUUUUUGUUUACAAUAAGACAUAACUCGUGAACCCACAUGGGUUGAACACUUGUGGCACAUCUUAAAUCAUAAAUAAUUCUCACAUUCUGAUCCAAACACCAUUUCAUGUUUGUUCGUUUUGGACUGUUCUCAUCUCUACUUGCUCAGAGGCUGAUUGGAGCGGAGGUCAGGAGUCAACAAAUCGCAACAAUGUCCCAGAGGUUGUUGGUACGCUUUCUACCAGCUCUGCACCAACAAUGUCAUGGAUGUGGUAUUUCAUGUGGAAUUUCACUUGGGAAGUAGUCCGCCGCUCCUCUAUGUCUGCCUUUAAGACUUCACUAUAUUUAGACUUCUUCACCAUUCCAAGCACCGCUUUACGACCUUUUAUGAAGUACUUAGUGAAUUUUCCAGAGUUGGGAAUAGAAAGCCACCAGCUGCCGGCAUCCCUCACAGUCAGGACGCCGGACUUCACCAGCAGCGUUAUCUCAGAGUCAGUGAAGAGAAACUCCCUCAGCAUCUUGUCCUUGCUGAAGCUCAGGUCUGUGCACGAGGACACCACUUUGUCCAGGAACUUUUCCACGGUCACUCGUGUCUCUUUUCCCUCCACUCCCGCCAGUACCUUGGCCUUGUAGUUUUCGGCGAAAACCAGCGCGAAGGCUUCUGCGUCAAACCCGAGCUGGAACAUCAGCAGCUCUCCAUGCUCACGCAGUUUAUUCACUUCUUUGUCCACCAGUGUCUUGUCACUGUGUAUGCUGUACAGCUGGUGUUUCAGGACAAUUUGAGGCAAGGCAUCAUUGAAGAGCUUUCUGGGAAACAGUGUCAUAAGAUACUCCAGAGUGGAUCUAAUGUCAGCUGGUCCAUCUCUGUUGUCCAGAACUCCAAACCUGUCUGUGCCAUUUCUGCUUCUCUUCACCUUGAAAGUGUCUGAUAUAAGAGCCCUCUUCCUGUUCAUACCUGAUGUUUCCGGGCGGUAAUAAUUAACCUAUACAUAGUUUUAUACCACCCUAAGAUCCAGUGCUUCUUAUUUCCUCUUACAAGAAACUUUAAUGUGUUUUCACACAUCACUUACAGACGGGUAAAGGCUAAUCCCGCGGCUGCCCCCUAGCGCAUUGGAGGGCCUACAUGCGGAAGUAGUGUCCAGUUUGUUGUUAGCAUGUCAUGCUAGUUAGCGGCCCCAUUGGUGAGACAAAACGCGCAGAUGUUCUUUCAGUAUCGCAUGUCCAUUCUUCUCUAAAACAGAAGGAAAGAGUGCUUUCUUAUAUCCAACAAGAGGUAAGUUUUAUUUAUCAAAUUCUUGUGCCUAUUUAAUUUGUUUAACAUGUAUUAUAAAGUGAAAUAAUCAUUGAAGACCACCCUGUUGGAAAUCACGGCCGUCAAGAACCUCUGAAUCCACGGCGUCACCAGCUCUUCUCUCCACUCGGCAUUUGAAAUGCACCGAAACAGAUCCCGCAGUCCCAUGUCCAGCUACCACCAGCAGUCGUCCGACAGGCCAAAGAGGGAUGAGGGCAGAGGUGAUGGAAAAUUCUUCAGACCCACAAACCACCACCGGCAUCAGCUUGGGUCAGCACCUCUGAGCUCUCAGGUGUUGAGCACCAGAAGGGAGCUGUAUGAGCGAGACUUUCCUCUCUACAAACAGCCGGUGGAGGUGGGCUGCUUCUCCCUGGACUCCCAGCGAAGAUUUUUCAAUGACAGCAGGCAGCUGAGAUACUAUGUGGAACCCGACAGAUGUCCUAAUUUCGACCUGAGGGAUGGGUACAAAGACCGCUACGUCAGGAGGGACGAAAAUGUGAAGGAGCGGCUGGACCACAUUCUCAGGUGGAUCGUAGCCAACCGAUCGAAGCUGAAGUCGAGGGCGAGCGCAAACUCAUCGUGUGCUUUAGAUGUGGACUUUGUGACGUGGCGGGGUCACCUGACCAAGUUGCUGACCACUCCGUACGAGACAAGGGAGGGCUGGCUGUUGGCCGUCACCAGGUUCAACGGGACCCUUUACAUCAGCGAGGUGGAAACGGAAGCCGCUCGCCAGGAGCGGGAGAACCGCGCCGAGAGGAACAAAGAGAUGAUGUACUGGGGAUACAAGUUUGAGCAGUACACAUGUGCAGACACUGCCAGCAGCUCGCCUGACCCCAGAGGUGUGGUCAACACCAAUGAGGCCUUCUGCACCGUGGUUCAGACCCGGCUCACGGAUCACCAACUCCUGUUCUCCGGCGAGGUGGACUGUCGGGACAGAGACCCCGGCGCGCCGCCUCCUCCUGCCUGUUACGUGGAGCUGAAGACCUCCGCAGAGAUCUGUACACCCAAACAGCGCAGCAACUUCCACAGGUUCAAACUGCUCAAGUGGUGGGCCCAGUCUUUCCUGCCUGGAGUCCCUCGUGUCGUGGCCGGUUUUAAGGAUCAUGACGGAGUGGUCGUUUCCACGGAGACUUUCCUCAUAUCAAAGAUAUCACAGCUCAUAAAGAAUGAAGACAAUUGCUGGAAGCCAACAGUUUGUAUGAACUUCUGCUGUGAUUUCCUGUCUUAUGUGAAGAGAAUAGCUACCGAAGACAGUCCCAGUGUGGUGUACCUGUUCUCCUGGGAGCCCCGCAGAGAGGUGACCUACUCUGUCCACAGGGACUCCCAGUACACCUUCCUGCCUCGCUGGUACAUCCAGGAGAUGACCAGCAGUCCAGAAUCUCUCCAUCAGCACUAAGUGAAGACAUCAUCCUCAGUUUGGGGGCUCCCAAUGCUGAAAUAUUGACUGAUAGAUUUGAUGAGAACUUGUUCAGUGACUGUUUGGGGAGAAGAAAAAGUACUUUCUUCCUAAAAUUUAACUGUUCACUCUUUAUUAUUUUUAAAAUAUACAAUUCAAAAGGAAAAAUAAAAAGAUCAAAGACAAGUUGAACAGUUACAAAGACUUUUUAUGUAAACAUGUUAAUUCAAUUUGUAAUAAAAUAAAUAGGACAGUAACUGACAUCUGUGUUGUUGGAGUUUUUAUCCAAAUGUGCCACUAUCUUUGUUAUCGUCUUCAAAUGAACACACCCUUUCAUAGGUUUUCACAAAUGACACCACCCUAAAUGCAAAGGGAUCCCUGUCUGGGUGGAGGACUUUCUUUUUUGCCAGCAGGCCUGAAACAUCAUGAAACCUGGAUGGGGCGUGAACAGAAGCAACGAACUAGAUCGCAGAUGUGUAGCCAACAUGAAGAUGUUAAUGAGCUGGUCUCUGAAAAUGCCCAUCAGUUUGGCAGCUUAACAGUGAGCUCACCUUAGACACAGAGCAGGCUACGAGCUCCUAAGUUAAAUUCUGCAUUAGCAGUACCGACAGAAAUACCUUUAAAAACCACAAAUCCACCAGAACAAGCAACCAGCUCAACAAAAGGAAGGAACUGACCCAAAAAGUAUUAAAAGACAUAAACGUUUGCCCAGAGAUUAAAAAGAAAACAAAGACAACACUGUAUGUUACUGCAGCACCAAGAAACCGCAGAGGGAAGACACCUGUGAGAGAGAGCAGAUGGGCCCUAUGGUUAAGACAGUCAGAGCUAUCAGACCUCAACAGCUCCACACUAUUCAUGCGGUAACUUAGGAGGCACUUAGCAUCUUCAACAGGACAUGAACACAUGCAGCAGUUACUGUCAAAUUCAACACAAAGAGACAUUCUGAUUUCCAUUUUUCUUUUUGUUAAGUUCAUUUUAGUUUUCGAUAUUUGCUCAAAUUAGAAAUGUCUGAGCUGGAAGAGUAAAUCCAUCACAGGCGUUCAUUUAUGGAGAAUAGCAACACAUUUAAAAUAAAGUUUUACUCUUGACUAUUUCAUGAGGUAAAGGUCUUACGGGUCACAGUUCUGACGUGGCUCUGAACCUGCAGUGGCCCCGCGCUUUAAGGCAACACUGAAUUAUUGGUCUCAACUCCAAUAAAACUCCAGGCAUCAGAGUUCAUCUUCGAGUCCUGAGGUGUAGUACAUAAAAUCAGGGUGAGACUUUGAUGUCAGUUAUCUGUAAGCAGGUUUUUUCACUCACGCAAAUGUCGGCAAGAGUGUCGCAAAAUCAAGAACAAACAUCCACUGCUCCUCAUCAAAACUAAAACGAUAUGGAGUGGUUGAUACAUGCAUUUCCACACUCAGCUGCAGGUUUUCCCAUUAAAACUCCUUUCCAAAAGAAACAAAAGCUGUUUUUUGGUCAAAUUUUAAAAUUCCAUCAUGAGAAUCCGUGCAUUUGUUUAAAGUUUAGAUUUCCUGCUUUUCCCUGUCUGGAUGUUUUGCUGCUCACUGGAGGUACUUCUAUUUACGUCCAUGACGGAAACUAUCCAAGCUGUUCAUAUUCAGUCUUUUUUAACAUAAUUUUUUUAAACUCCCCUGUGAAUCCACAUGCAGGCAGCUGAAGCACCUCACAAAGUCUGCGUUUCUUUUAACGUGUGCAAAUCUAAGCCGUCUUGUCGAAUAUUUUUCCCCAGCUGGAGCCAUGUUGGCUCUUUGUUCCAUUAUCGGCUCGGUUUGCUGUGCUCUACUUAGGAAUGCAGCACGGAAAAAGAAAAUAUACACAGGUUUGGAAAUUUCUGCCUGCAUGGGUGGGUGGAAGUGACAAAAGUUCAAAGUAUCAAAGCCACCCUUGGUCAUAAAUGUUCAGAGUGAGCAUGUAAAACUGUGGCCUUAAAGGCACAAACUCCAUUUGUUAUUAGAAUGCGUGUAGGACACAUAUAAGCCCUAACACUUGCAUACAGAAUUAGCAGGAAUUAAUCAACCAUCAGGGGACCAGUGCAUUACUGCUGUACUGCAUGGGGGUUUCGUCUCAGUGCUUCAGUUUCUGAUUCAUGCCCAUGACUUUGAAGGUGGCCGCGGUGAUCUUCUCAUAAACGACAAACAUGAGGGCGGCGGUCAGCACCGUCUGCAGCAGCUUGGCCUCCAGGCCUUUGUACAAACCCAGAAAACCGUGCUUCUUGAUUCUGUCCAUGAAGAGGGUGAAAAUAUUUGAAAGGCUGCCCAUCACUCCACCCUUACCGUCACCUUUGUACUGGCCAAACCUCAGGAUGGCCUGAAUUAUUUGGAGAGGGUAUGUUGCCGUGGUAGCGAUGGCCUUGGCAACAGCUCCAAUGAGAAAGAUCUCAGCUGAGGAGAUCUUCUUCCCUCCCUUGCCUGCCUUCCUUUUCAUAGCUUCAUAGAACAUGAACUGCACAGCUGGGUUGAGGACGAGGAUGAGAGACGGCAGAGUGCUGCUCCACAGAGUUCCAACGCCCUCGUUGGCAAUGAUCUGUGAGAAAGCGUCAAAAAUGCCUCUGUACUGGGUCUGGUGGAGGUCUUCGUUUCUGAACUUCACGCCCUGGAGCUUCAGGCGGGUGUUGACCACCCACAUGGGUGUGGUCAGGAUCACGUUUGUUACACCUGCUAUAAUCCCCAUCAGCAGGUCUUUUCCAGGUCUGGGUUUGCCUGCCCCCUCCGCCGCUGCCUUCUUAAGUGCAUUGAAUGUGUAGAAGUAGACAAAGUUGGAGCAGCAGAGGCUGGAGAUGACAGGGAACCAGCCUCUGUAUAGAGACAGGAAGCCUUCUUCCUUUGCAAUCUCAGCCAGAAUGACAGGGGUAGAGGUAGACUUUCGCUUCUCAUCGACCUGCAGUCUGCUUUUGGCCGUGUCCAGAGGAAAGAAGACGGUCAUGGCAGUAGCACUCCCCAUUGCACCUGCCACGGCGUGGACCAGCGUCUCGUAAGACAGAAGGCCGACGGUCGAGCCACCGUUGACGGGCAUCUCUGCAGGAUCUCCCGGUCUAACCGCAACACAGGAAGCCGGGAAGUGACCGCGGAGCGAUACGGGGGAGGAGAGCUGGUGGUCGUUCCGGUUUGUCUAUAGCAGCGGAAUUCAACAAAAUCCUCACCGCUAAAAGUCCAUGACGGAUUUAAGAGGAAGGCGGCGAGGAAGAGUAAGCAAACCGCAGAAAACAGUGGACAAACGUUUCUCUGGGUAGCUUCCGGUGAUUGGUGGAGCAGAGUUGACAGCUUCUUCUUCUGCUGCUUUUAUUUCCACUGCAAUAAAA
This is a messenger RNA of Menidia menidia (Atlantic silverside), 6222 nucleotides long. The record is from the annotation of a GenBank genome assembly. NCBI's taxonomy places the organism in Eukaryota, Metazoa, Chordata, Actinopteri, Atheriniformes, Atherinopsidae.